Lodderomyces margitis is the source of this 513-nucleotide messenger RNA. RefSeq lists its product as uncharacterized. The record is from RefSeq and is a predicted model, not a curated record. NCBI's taxonomy places the organism in Eukaryota, Fungi, Ascomycota, Pichiomycetes, Serinales, Debaryomycetaceae. Bases 1 to 513 code for a protein of 170 amino acids. The transcript has a single exon.
AUGUCGCUCAAUCCACAAGAAGAAGUUUACAAAGAAUAUCUAAACUAUGACUGGGCCGCCGAUACAGACUUCCAACAAGGAUUAACCGAGAUUUUGGACUCGUAUCUUACAAACAUCAAAGAACAAGAUCCCCUGCAAACGUCGAUACCCAACCUUGACAAGAUGCAACUUACAAACCAAGCCAAGCUGUUCUUUUUCUGUCAGAAAACUGGGCAUAUUUUGAAUAUAGAGGACUUUGAAGAAUGGAAGUUGCACAAUGGUGAUAAGUUUGACAAGAAUGCUAAAAUUGUCGAGUUGGAUGAGAGUGCAAGAGAGGAUGAUGAUGCUACAGCCAACGAUGAUCCCCCUUAUUCAUCCAAUUACCAAAACUUGGCUGAGUUGAUUAUGUCGGGGAAACCAGUACCGGGUAUAAAAGAAAUACCUCCGGUGGUUUUAACCGAUCAGGGAUCUGAGCCCUCAGCCGCACAGAGGAAGAAGCCGUGGGAGAUAAACCAAGAGAGUUCCAAUAGCUGA